AUGGAAAUACUCGAAGGCGAAAGAAAAAACUCAAAAAUUUAUUACCAAAAUGGUUACUAUUAUCGUAAAGACAAAAAAGCAACAGAAUCGUAUGGUGGCGGUUUCAAAUGUAAGGAUGAAUUUUGUAGAAGUCGUGCAACAAGUGAACCAAGCCUAGCGUUAGUUCAAAUAACGCCGCAUAAUCAUUUGCCAGAUUUUGAAAAAAAAGAAAUUUUGAAAUUAAAACAAUCAAUAAAACGAGCUGCUGAAACUACAAGUGGAAGUUUGCGAGAUAUUUUUGACCAAGAAACUGCUAGUAACCAAUCAGCACAUCACGUUUCUUUUGGAAUGAUGGAAAGCACUAUGUAUCGCAGACGUAGAUCAGUGCAACCGCAAUUACCAGCCAAUUGCGGGGAAUUAGACAACUCUUUGAGAGUAAACAACAUAAGUAAAUUUUUAGACGGGACCAAUUUUUACAAAGGGUACGUUUGUAUAAAUAACGAUUAUGCUCACAUAUUUAUCGGGAAAACAGUCGUUGCUUCACCGACUGAUUUGCACGUUGACGGAACAUUUAAGGUAGUUCCGAGAAUGUUUUAUCAAAUGAUAACAUUUGGAUACAUUUUGCUUGAUCAUUUUAUUCCAACUAUUUUCAUACUUAUGACUAGAAAAACGCAAGAGCUGUAUUCUCUUGCAUUUUCCAAAGUUGCUGAACUCGUUCCACAUUUGUCACCGUUACGGAUAAUGACGGACUAUGAACAAGCAUUGAUGAAUACCUUGGAAAUUCAAUAUCCUUUAGCUGAAAUUUCAGGCUGUUGGUUUCAUUACGUAAAUGCUGUGGUUAACAAGUGUAAACAUCUUGGAUUGUUUGGACUUUUAAAAUUGCAAGUUCACAGUGAUUUGAAGAAAUGGAUAAGGCUAUUAUUGUGUCUUUCUUUGCUACCGCCUCACCAUAUUCAGCCAACAUUAGGCAAUUUGAAUCCAAAUUUGUUUGUGGUAUCAUUAAGCAUAAAUGACUUCGCAAAAUGUCAAAGUUUAAUGACCUAUAUGGAAACAUUUUGGAUUGGGCGUAUUGGCAGUAACAAAAUUUCUGUUUUUGGUUGUCCCAGAAGAACGAACUCUGAUCAAGAAAGCUUCCAUGCCUCGCUUUUAAAACGAAUAAAGAUUGCUCAUCCAAACAUUUGGCUUUUUAUAAUUUCAUCAUUUACGCAAGUUCAAAUAGAGCCCUCACAGCCUAAUUCAAUUCCACCACAAGAUGAAGCCCAGCAACUUAAUGUAUCAAUACAACGGGAUGUAGCUAUAAUGCAAAAUAUAGAUGAUGUAGCUAUAGUGCAAAAUACCUUCCAACUCGGAGAAAACUUACAUAGUUCUACAGAAAUUGUUGAAGUCACGGAGACUUUAAGAGUAGUGGAUGAAACUAAUGGAACAACAUGUCCUGUUUGUUUAGAAAAUACUCCAAACUUUGCUGCUGUUCCCUGUGGACACAUGGUUUGCACAAUGUGUAUACCACAUUUACAGUUAAAAUGUCCUCGUUGCCGAGCAACAGUUCUUAUGUUUAUACAAACAUUUGCUUGA
Messenger RNA from Hydra vulgaris (swiftwater hydra), 1551 nucleotides. RefSeq lists its product as uncharacterized. Lineage: Eukaryota; Metazoa; Cnidaria; Hydrozoa; Anthoathecata; Hydridae. The record is from RefSeq and is a predicted model, not a curated record.